Molecule: messenger RNA, 1296 nt
Organism: Cicer arietinum (chickpea)
Lineage: Eukaryota; Viridiplantae; Streptophyta; Magnoliopsida; Fabales; Fabaceae
Product: ethylene-responsive transcription factor ERN3
Biological process (GO): regulation of DNA-templated transcription
Molecular function (GO): DNA-binding transcription factor activity; DNA binding
Source: RefSeq, a predicted model, not a curated record
UCGCAGUAGAAUAUAAGUGGUGUGAUGUACAAAAGUCUAAAUGAUCAAAAAACCUGAAAGCAUUUAAAAAUUUCGGCGUGAAAGACAACAUUCUAUGUAAGUGGUCAUCACGAAUCUUACUUUGCUUCAUUUGGUUGACCAAACCAAGCCACGAUUAUAUGAGAAUCCAAGUAUGAUGUGGUUCCAACCACUAUAGUUAUAAACCCAAAUACUAACCCCACAAAUAGUCUAGAAAAAGAAGACAAGCAACACAAAACGAGCUCUCCACUACUAUUUGAAAACCUCAACCAUUGAUAUUUUUGAAGUACACGCACGCACACAUAUAUAUAUGUGUAUCUUUGUGUUUGGGCUAUCUUGAUUGCAUUUGUAUUAAUGGAUAUGGAAUAUGAAAACAAAAAAUGCAACCAGGAGGACAAACACAAAGCGAAACUCAAGAUGAAGAAGAGUGGGUCCAAAUUUGUUGGAGUGAGACAAAGGGCUUCAGGGAAAUGGGCAGCAGAGAUAAAAGACACAUCGAAGAAUAUUAGGAUGUGGCUUGGUACCUAUAAAACUGCUGAGGAAGCUGCUCGAGCUUAUGAUGAAGCUGCUUGUCUCCUUAGAGGUUCAAACACUCGCACCAACUUCUCCACUACUCAUUCCACUCCUACCAAUUCUCCUAUUUCUCUCAAACUCAAAAGCCUCAUUAAUCGUAAAUCCAUCAAAAGUCAAAGUCAAAGUCAAAGUCAACCCACUAUGAUGAGUAGUCCAAAUGUUAAUAGUAUCAUUGAUAAUAACAUCAUGGUCGUGGAAAAUAACUCUUCAUGUAAUAGUGAAGAUUCAAAGUCUUUGUUUUGGAUUCAGAACCAAGUCUCUGAAUAUAACCCUUUUGGGGUAGAUAUGAAUAUGAUAAACUCCUCAUUAGGUAUUACACCGAAUACAUUGCAGAUUGACUAUUCUUGGCCAUUGCCACAACAAAAGAUCAACGAGUUAACAACACCAAAAGAUAAUAUGAAUAUAUAUGGCAUCAAUGAGUGCUAUGUGGAGGAUAUAUACGAGUCUAAGUAUGAAUUUGAUGUCAACUAUCCUCUGUCUCAAUUAUUCUGUUUCACUUGAAAGUUCUUAGAAAUCAUGCUUUGUAAUUAAUGAUACUUGUAAUCUUUUAGUUUGUAGUAUAGUGUUACUUAUUAUCGUGCAAUAAAAAACAUGUGUCUAAACUGUGUACACUAUUUCAACACUUGUUCUCUUACAAAUGUAAUAGCAGGGUUAAAUCUUUAUUCAAUUGAUACCACUUCUUAUGGGUAGAUAACUAGAUCAAAU